UUGAGGCUGCGGGCCUCGGGGUUCCUUUGGGCUACGGGCCCCCGACUGCCCGCGUCCGGGUCUGAGCGGGCGGUGGGCUCGCUACUGCCGGCGCCCGCGCCUCUCCGAGACUCGCAGCUCAGGCUACCGCUUCUCUCGCGGAGUUUGCAGUCUCGAGUACGUAGAUGGACGACUCACUCGUUCCACAAAUGCAUAUUGUGUGCCAGCUUCAUCGACGUGACUGCACCUUCUUCAAUAAGAAGGACAUCCUCAAGCUGCACGCGCGGUUCUACGAGCUGGCCCCCAACCUCGUCCCCAUGGACUACCGGAAGAGCCCCAUCGUCCACGUGCCCAUGAGCCUCAUCAUCCAGAUGCCGGAGCUCCGGGAGAACCCCUUCAAGGAAAGGAUCGUAGAGUCUUUUUCAGAAGAUGGCGAAGGCAACCUCACCUUCAACGACUUUGUGGACAUGUUCUCUGUGCUCUGCGAGUCCGCUCCCCGAGAGCUCAAGGCCAACUACGCCUUCAAGAUCUACGGCUUUUUCACUUUGUAG
Molecule: messenger RNA, 530 nt
Organism: Suricata suricatta (meerkat)
Lineage: Eukaryota; Metazoa; Chordata; Mammalia; Carnivora; Herpestidae
Gene: CIB2
Product: calcium and integrin binding family member 2
Exons: 5
Coding region: 165-530 (121 amino acids)
Molecular function (GO): calcium ion binding
Source: RefSeq, a predicted model, not a curated record